AUGAGGCUACAGCCUUCUAAGCCUCAGUUGAAGAGUGUGGUAAGACAGGCAUACAGAAAUUUUCUUCCCCUCUUUGACCAAGUAUUGGUUGAAAAGAACACUGUGGAAACUGUAACCAAAGGAGGCAUUAUGCUUCCAGAAAAAUCUCAAAGAAACGUAUUGCAAGCGACAGUAGUAGCUGUUGACCUGGGCUCCAAAGGAAGGGGUGGAGAGAUUCAGCCCGUUAGAGUAGAAGUUGGUGAGAAAGUUCUUCCAGAAUGUGGAGGAACCAAAGUAGUUCUAAAGGGCAAGGAUUAUUUCUUAUUUAGAGAUGGGGACAUUCUUGGAAAGUAUGUAGACUGA
Molecule: messenger RNA, 342 nt
Organism: Artibeus jamaicensis (Jamaican fruit-eating bat)
Lineage: Eukaryota; Metazoa; Chordata; Mammalia; Chiroptera; Phyllostomidae
Product: 10 kDa heat shock protein, mitochondrial-like
Exons: 2
Coding region: 1-342 (113 amino acids)
Cellular component (GO): mitochondrial matrix
Molecular function (GO): protein-folding chaperone binding; metal ion binding; protein folding chaperone
Source: RefSeq, a predicted model, not a curated record